Helicoverpa armigera (cotton bollworm) is the source of this 2003-nucleotide messenger RNA. RefSeq lists its product as uncharacterized. The record is from RefSeq and is a predicted model, not a curated record. The coding region runs from base 231 to 902 and encodes 223 amino acids. The transcript is spliced from 5 exons. NCBI's taxonomy places the organism in Eukaryota, Metazoa, Arthropoda, Insecta, Lepidoptera, Noctuidae.
GUAGCGUUCAGUUUGGCGCGAGAUCCCGUGGGCAACGAACGCCAUCUUCCCACAUCGCACUUGUCAAGUACAUGUUUAUCGAAAAUCUUUGGAAGUUCUCUCAUUAACUUUAAAUUGUUUGCUACAAAAUUAGAAAGAUUAUUUUUAUUUUUUGAGAAGAAAAAAAGUUGUUUUGCUGAACAUUUGAUUGAUUUGUUGAAAGUUUGAAAAAGUUUUGUUAAUCAGAUAAUAUGAUUGUCUGGUUGUUAAGUGGUUUGUUUAUUGCGGGAGGCGGAGGAGCACAGUUAGGGGAGACAGAAAACUGUGACGCUGGAGACCUGAACAUGUGUGUGAGCCUCAUCCCGCGCACACCCGUCGGCCUGCCCAGGAACAAACAUGAACUGGACGCGCACUGCCAGGCAUACCAUACAGGCAUGGUGUGUAUGGACGCGUGGAUCAAGCGCUGCCUCCCCACGGACGGACAGAAGUUACUGCAACAACAGAUCGGAGGCGCGCGCGCACUCAUGCGCUUUCUAUGUACGAAUGACACGGCUCUGAGGAGAGAAUUUUUGAAGGAGCCAACGUGUUGGGGUCGUGUCAGCCCCGACUGGAGUCGAUGUGUGGAUGAAUUGCAAGUCGCCGUUCGAGAGAACACGGACCGCGCCCAACAGCUCACAUAUUUCAAUAGGAACGCCGAACUGUGUUGCGCACGAGACGACUUCAUUCAAUGCGUGGCGAACGCCGGCCGGUCGUGUUCGAUAGCCGCGAGCACGCUGCUCAGGCGCAUGGCGUGGGUCCUAGCGCAAGAUAUAGCGGCGUGCAACCAGCAGCCGCGGGCUUACUGCGCUGCGCCACCCCCACCGAUCACUGCGCCAUUACUCACUGCUAUAUACGGCUUUUUGUUUUACCCACCACGUUUGUAAAUUCAUAAAUAGAGUUUCUUUAUUUUAUAGUUACGUCUAAAGAUUAUUUUGCAAAUUAAAAUCACAGUUAUGUUUCUAUAAUUUUAUCAAAUUACCUGAAAUAAGCAAAUCAUAGGGGCCUGCAACCAGCAGCCGCGGUCUUACUGCGCUGCGCCACCCCCACCGAUCACUGCGCCAUUACUCACUGCUAUAUACGGCUUUUUGUUUUACUCACCACGUUUGUAAAUUCAUAAAUAGAGUUUCUUUAUUUUAUAGUCACGGCUAAAGAUUAUUUUGCAAAUUAAAAUCACAGUUAUGUUGUAAUAAUUUUAUCAAUUUUCCUGAAAUAAGCAAGACAUAGCGGCGUGCACUACUCACGGCUAUAUACGGCUUUUUGUUUUACCCACCGCGUUUCUGAAUUCAUAAAUUGAAUCCCUAUUAUUAUUAUUUUUUAAUAUGUGAAUUAAAAUUUUCAGAAUUCUGUUUUUAUCAUUUUAACAAUUUACCUGGAAUCGUAAGAGGAGUUGAUGAUAAAAAUGUAAUUGUUUUUUUUAAUAAACUACUGACCCUGAUUCCCCUUUAUUUGCUGACAGUAAAAAUUCUUUUAAGCCCAUGUUGGUGAUUGUUUAAAGCUAUAUUUAACUUAUUUUUGUACAAUGGUGUGAUUUUGUAUCUAUUGACAUUUUCAUUUACAAGGAGGAAUAAAAGCAAAGUUUAUUAUAGAGUACCUCAACAGGAUGAAUUUCUUAUUUUAAGUAAGAAGAAGCCAUAAUAAGAAAAGUGUAAAUAUGUAAUAGUUUUAGUUAAUAAUUGUCGGCAUGUUUAUUGUAAUUGUAUUAAAAUCUAUAAAGAAGUUUCUAAGCAACAAAUAGUUUAUUUAAAAAUAAGCUUUUUUAUUAGUUUAAGCUAGUAGAUAUUUAUGAAAUGUGAUUUUAACAUUAGGUCAUUAGUUCGAUGUGUCUUUAUAAGUGUUUAUAAAAAUAUAGUUUAUUGUAAAUAAUAAGCCGAUUAUGAUACUAAAGUAUUGAGAUAAUUUAUAGAAGUUGAAAUAUAAGUAAUUUUAUAAUGAAAAUGAUGGAUAUGUUGAAUGUUUCGGGACAAAUAAAUGUGAAUGUAAAAACA